AUGAAUCUAAAUGGCUUACCAAGUGAAGUUCUCACGCGUUGCUUUUCCCACUUGAGCACAGAUCUACUCACAGAUAUAAUACUAUUGGACAAUAUUCCCGAUUAUAUACUUGAAGCAGCAGCUAACAAUCUCAACCAUAUAUGGUAUGCAAACCGACUUCAAGGCAAGAACAGAAUUGCAAUUAUUAACGAACACUAUGAAACCGGUUUCGUGCGAAAUUACGAUGAAAUUUCUCGCUACUGGUUUCACUUUGAAACCGAGUUCGACCGCUUUCUGCGCAUACACAAGGUGCUCGAAAAGAAGUCCAUCACGCGUCCUCUUUGGUUCCAUUAUAAAUGGGAAAACAUUUUUGAGAUGCGUCGAAAUCUCGAUGAAAUAAACUCAGUUUACCGUGGCCAAAAGUUAGGCAUAAGUGCUGACCUCACAGACAUGUCGUCCAAAUGUGUUCGUUUUUUCUCAGACCAUGAUAUUAAUCGCAAGAUCACUUAA
Messenger RNA from Meyerozyma guilliermondii ATCC 6260, 489 nucleotides. RefSeq lists its product as uncharacterized. The transcript has a single exon. Bases 1 to 489 code for a protein of 162 amino acids. NCBI's taxonomy places the organism in Eukaryota, Fungi, Ascomycota, Pichiomycetes, Serinales, Debaryomycetaceae. The record is from RefSeq and is a predicted model, not a curated record.